CUCGGUGGAGAUCAUGACUGCAAGCUGGUAGAAUGCACUAAUGCCGUUACAAGAAUAAGCACAUCGUCAAGUGGCUGCAGCCACCUAGGAUGGCAUUUCAUACAGUCAGUACUAUACUCGAAGCCUGAUCUUCAGACAUCUAGAAAUGUUAGUAAAGAGUUUCAGAAGAAUAAGCAGAAAUCAAGCAGCAGUAGUAGUGGUAUAAGUACUACUGCAGCCAGCCAAAGUUAUUCUUCUUCGCUUGAUAUUAAGCCAUCUCCUUCAGUUUCUUCUGCAGAGGCACCCCGCGGAAGGCCGAAGCGAGCACUUCUUUGUGGGGUUACUCACCGGAAUAAGACAUACAGCCUCAGCGGAACUAUUAAUGAUGUGAGAGACAUGAAAAAUUUGUUGAUUCAACACUUCGGUUAUCCUCGGGAGUGUAUUCGCAUCCUCACAGAAGAAGAUGAAGGAAGUGAUUUUACUCCAACUAAGAAGAAUAUCCAAGACUCCUUAAAAUGGCUUGUGGAGGGUUCAGAGUCUGGAGAUUUACUGGUGUUCUACUACUCCGGACAUGGCUUACGACAACCUGAUGUCACAAACGAAGAGCUCGAUGGGUUUGAUGAAACAAUCUGUCCGGUUGACUUUAUGCAAGAGGGGAUGAUCCUUGAUAACGAGAUACAUUCCACCAUAGUUCGGCCGCUCAAGGAGGGUGUCACACUUCAUGCAAUUGUCGAUGCUUGUCAUAGUGGAACCAUUCUUGAUCUAGACUACACAUACGACCUACAGAGGAAGGACUGGGAAAGCAACAGACCUCCAUCAAAAUUAGCAGACAAAAGUAGUGCAAGCGGUACUGGAUUGGCAAUUUGUCUAAGUGCUUGUGGAGAUGAUCAGAUGACUUCCGAUACCAAUGCUUUCUCGAAAAAGGAAAUGAAUGGUGCAAUGACCUCUAUUUUGAUCCAAAUGGUUGGGAAGGAUUCUGAAAUAACGUACGAAGUUCUACUCGACAAAAUGCACGACUUUAUUCAACAAGUUAACAAUAAAAGCAUGAUCCUCAAUUCGAGGUUCUUACAGAGAAUUUUUCAUCGCAAAAAAUUAGAGGAUCCUCUGCUAUCAUCGUCUCAGAAAUUCGAGGUUUCCUUGAAGAAGUUUUUGCAGUAGAUCAUACAUAUGUAUGGGAUUUGCCGUCGACAUUGCAACGAUCGUCAAAUUAAACACAGUUGGAAUAACUGUACCUUUUUGCAAAAGGCCAGUUUUUGUGUGCAGAAUGAGGAAUAUAUAUAAUAAAUAAUCAAAAUAAUAAUUAAUUACUGCUUGGCGUGGAAUACUUCCUGCAUGCCCUGCAGUCUAUAUAAUAUCAUGUAUUUGUUAUGGUUCUUCAGUAAAUCUUAAAUAUGCAAUAUUUCGUUGUAA
This is a messenger RNA of Juglans microcarpa x Juglans regia, 1389 nucleotides long. Its product is annotated as metacaspase-1-like. The record is from RefSeq and is a predicted model, not a curated record. Gene Ontology annotation, biological process: proteolysis. NCBI's taxonomy places the organism in Eukaryota, Viridiplantae, Streptophyta, Magnoliopsida, Fagales, Juglandaceae. The annotation marks the transcript as partial. Gene Ontology annotation, molecular function: cysteine-type endopeptidase activity. The transcript is spliced from 6 exons.